Molecule: messenger RNA, 2476 nt
Organism: Trifolium pratense (red clover)
Lineage: Eukaryota; Viridiplantae; Streptophyta; Magnoliopsida; Fabales; Fabaceae
Product: amino acid permease 6-like
Exons: 7
Coding region: 814-2229 (471 amino acids)
Cellular component (GO): plasma membrane
Source: RefSeq, a predicted model, not a curated record
AAGUUCAAUAUUCUUUUGAAUUUCUUUUAUAGAAAAAUAUAUUAUUCUUUCUAAUUUUCAAUAGAAUUCUUCAAUAUUCUGUUGAGAUAUAUUAAAUGCGAGUUAAGUUCCACAUUAAAUAUAGAGUAAAAAUUAAGUAAUAUAUAAGUCAGAUAACUCAUAAAUCUAAUGUCUUAAGGUAAUAGAUUUAUUAUUUUUAUCCGACUUAUCCACUGUUGUGCCCUUCACAACAAACUACAUUUCUGUCACAUGUGUAGUUGUUCUUAGUCCAACGUGUCGAUUCAAUUUAGUGAAAUUUCCCGUCAUGGCUCAACGGUGGUAUUAGAGUUCGAAAAGUUUAGUUGAAAGUGUAGUGUUAAACAUCACUUGUGUGAUUGUUCUUAACUCAAGAUGUUGAUUCAACCCAGUGAGGCUCCCUCGUAUGUUUCAUUGGUUCAAAUUUUUUUUUUAUUUUUUGUGUAAAGUAGGCCACUUGUGUUGAGUGAAAAUAAAUUCCUCACGUAUGUUUGAAUUACAUGUGCCAUACAACUAACCCUUGACUCCCCUUUCUCAAUUAUUCUCUAUAUAAUAAUAAUUUUUCUUCUAUAGUUCCUAUAAUUCAAACAUUUAUGUUGUUUUCAACAUUUCUACUAUAGAGUUCAAAAGUUCUAUAUAGGUAGCCAACACCUUAAAGCAAAACACCAACUGAAAAAAAUACACCAAACUACUUUCUUCUCUUCUCUUUUCCAUUUGUUUGUGUUUGGUGUGAAGGGCACACACUAACCAUCCAAGAGAGAAACAGAAAGGUAGUUUUUUGUUCACUAGUAGAACAUCAUGCAUAUAGAAGCCCCAGAAAAUUAUGGCCCCGAAGACAAAAACUUCGACGAUGAUGGACGAGCCAAGAGAACCGGAACAUGGUUGACUGCAAGUGCACAUAUAAUAACUGCUGUGAUUGGUUCUGGAGUUCUAUCACUUGCAUGGGCUAUUGCACAAAUGGGUUGGGUGGCUGGUCCUGCAGUUCUCUUUGCAUUUUCUUUCAUUACUUAUUUCACUUCCACUCUUCUUGCUGAUUGUUACCGUUCACCUGAUCCUGUUCAUGGCAAGAGGAACUAUACUUAUUCUGAAGUUGUCAGAGCUAACUUAGGAGGAAGGAAAUUUCAGCUAUGUGGAUUGGCUCAGUAUAUAAAUCUUGUAGGUGUAACCAUUGGUUACACAAUAACUGCAUCAAUUAGCAUGGUGGCUGUAAAAAGAUCAAACUGUUUUCACAAGCAGGGGCAUAAUGUGAAGUGCAGUGUAUCAAAUAACCCUUUCAUGAUAAUUUUUGCCUGCAUCCAAAUUGUUCUAUGCCAGAUACCCAAUUUCCAUGAGCUCUCUUGGCUCUCAAUUGUUGCAGCUGUUAUGUCUUUUGCUUAUUCUUCCAUUGGCCUUGGACUUUCCAUAGCCAAAGUUGCAGGUGGGGGACAUGUGACAACAUCCUUAACUGGGGUACAAAUUGGGGUAGAUGUAACUGCAAUUGAAAAGGUUUGGAAGAUGUUCCAAGCUAUUGGUGACAUUGCUUUUGCUUAUGCUUUUUCAAAUGUGCUCAUUGAAAUCCAGGAUACCUUGAAAUCAAGCCCUCCAGAAAAUAGAAUUAUGAAGAGAGCAAGUUUAAUUGGAAUUUUGACUACAACAUUAUUCUAUGUACUAUGUGGAACCUUAGGUUAUGCUGCAUUUGGAAAUCAUGCACCAGGAAAUUUUCUCACAGGAUUUGGCUUCUAUGAGCCCUUUUGGCUAAUAGACUUUGCUAAUGUUUGCAUAGCUGUUCACUUAAUUGGUGCUUACCAGGUCUUUGUCCAACCCAUAUUUGGCUUUGUUGAGGGCCAAAGCAAACAAAAAUGGCCAGAUAGCAAAUUUGUGAAUGGAGAGCAUGCUAUGAAUAUUCCAUUAUAUGGAAGCUAUAAUGUGAAUUACUUUAGAGUAAUAUGGAGAAGUGGAUAUGUGAUUAUAACUGCAAUCAUAGCCAUGUUAUUUCCAUUCUUCAAUGAUUUCUUGGGAUUAAUUGGUUCACUAUCAUUUUAUCCAUUAACUGUUUAUUUCCCUAUUGAGAUGUAUAUUAAAAAAACCAAGAUGGAAAGGUGGUCAUUCACAUGGACUUGGCUUAAGAUAUUAAGUUGGGCUUGUUUGGUAAUUUCAAUAAUUUCAGCCGCUGGAUCAAUUCAAGGACUUGCUCAAUCUCUCAAGAAAUAUGAACCCUUCAAAGGAGAACAAUAAUGAUACUUAGUGUUAAUUUUCUAGUGUAACAUUAUUUUUCUUUUUGUUUGUCAAUGUUUUUUCUUGUCUUAAAUAAGUUAAUUACUAGAAGUUUAAUCAAAUGAUAUUGUACUAGUAUUAUCAAGUGUUUAUUGAUAGUGAACAAAUACAACACCAAGAAGUACAAUACAAAUCUAGUGAGUAAUAAUCCCAAAGAUGGUUGUAACUUGUAAAUUAAGUUAUAUGUAAUGUAGGACAUUUAAAGCAA